UUCCAAUAAUCAAUUUGAAUACGUAUAGCGGUGAACGUAAUCCAAAAACACUUCAUUAUUACUGGCAUCACAUGCAAUUAUGUCUUCAUUGUCUUGUCCUUUCAUUGUGGUCUUUUUGCUGCUCUUUCUUGCAACCCUGUCGUUGCAGAAACGACUUUGUGUGUAUAAGGUAUCAAGAGAAUUAUGCCACAAGCAAUGUUGUGGCGAAUUAGGCGACUUGUACUGUCGCGACAGUUGCAAUGGUGUAAAAUGUUCGAAGUCAGAAGACUGUGGUUCUGGUUGCUGUGAUGGUGGAAAGUGCUCCAGUUGUAAUACGCCAUGGUAUUCUAUUGCCAUACCAGUUAUCAUUGUACUUGCUCUCAUAUUCAUCUUUGUCGUAUACAAAAUAUGGUGGUACAAUAAGCGCCGUGUCAUACAAAGAGGAGUGAUUGUGACAACCAUUACUAGAAGAUUUGGCCAACCUUUUCCUCAUGACGAUUCUGUGCCUCUUGUGAAUGACCACAAUGAAGAGGAAGAGCAGCGCACAAGCCAGAAUGAAAGCUUGCCUCCACCGUAUACACCAUGACUUUUUAAAAGAGUUUGCGUUCAUUUUAUAAACAUUACUACUAAGGGAUUGAUUUUUACUUUCUACAUUGUAUAUACGUUUCCCGGGAAAGUGCAAAUAAUGUAGCUUAUAUAUAAGAGUUAAGUCCUCCGUCAAGAAUGGAGUGGAAGCUGUAUGUUGCAUUGUUCAGUCGCAUCUGAUCGCUUUCAUACUACUUUUUACCACAUAAACUUUAUUCAUAAUCAUUGCUAAUGCUGAAAUUAGACUUUCUAUUAAAUGCACUUUUAUU
Dendronephthya gigantea is the source of this 833-nucleotide messenger RNA. RefSeq lists its product as uncharacterized. The transcript is spliced from 2 exons. Bases 80 to 565 code for a protein of 161 amino acids. The record is from RefSeq and is a predicted model, not a curated record. Lineage: Eukaryota; Metazoa; Cnidaria; Anthozoa; Malacalcyonacea; Nephtheidae.